AGGACGGAAGGUGCUUCCGGCGGCGAGUGGCGGUUGGAGUCGCGAUGGCGAAGCAUCACCCAGAUUUAAUUUUCUGUCGGAAACAGGCCGGCGUUGCUAUUGGGCGACUGUGUGAGAAAUGUGAUGGUAAAUGUGUGAUCUGUGACUCAUAUGUCAGACCAUGCACGCUGGUGCGUAUCUGUGAUGAAUGUAAUUAUGGGUCCUACCAGGGACGAUGUGUAAUCUGUGGUGGCCCAGGAGUUUCUGAUGCCUAUUACUGCAAAGAAUGCACAAUCCAGGAAAAGGAUAGAGAUGGAUGUCCAAAAAUUGUUAAUCUUGGCAGCUCAAAAACUGAUCUGUUCUACGAAAGGAAAAAGUACGGCUUUAAGAAGAGGUGAUCCCGGAAUGACUGGAAGGAAUCUUUCACGUUUGUAGCUUCUGUACCUUGGGAAACAUGAAUAUUUGGUCGAAUUUUUACUGUUUGUAAAUAAAUGAUUAAUAUACUUA
Mobula hypostoma (lesser devil ray) is the source of this 486-nucleotide messenger RNA. RefSeq names its product PHD finger protein 5A (gene phf5a). Gene Ontology annotation, biological process: mRNA splicing, via spliceosome. The coding region runs from base 45 to 377 and encodes 110 amino acids. Gene Ontology annotation, cellular component: precatalytic spliceosome; catalytic step 2 spliceosome; U2 snRNP. Lineage: Eukaryota; Metazoa; Chordata; Chondrichthyes; Myliobatiformes; Myliobatidae. The transcript is spliced from 4 exons. The record is from RefSeq and is a predicted model, not a curated record.